GAACCAGUCAACAGUCCACCGUGUCGCCUCGGUUUGGUGUGUUCUAAUUUUGGAACCACAAUCCCAGGGUUUUGCCGAAAUCGCCAUCCAGUCCACCCUCUGGAUAUUAAAACUAUUUAAUACAACAACGGCUAAUCCCUGUCGGGUACCCACCGACAGCGUAAAUUCAGGAACGACCGGAGCAACUCCAGGAAAAUGUCACUUUCGCUGACCGCAGUGCUACUACCGACGCUGACGGUGCUGCUGCUGCUUCAGCUGUUGCAGUGCGAGUGCAAUGUUAACGUAACAUCCGCUCCGCCGAAAAUCACUUCCGAGAAGGAUCUGGCAAAGUUGGCCUCCACGCUGAACCAGCAGAUGCAAACCGCGGAAAAAUUCCUCCACCGGCAGGCAGCGGAGGAAGCCGAACUAAAACGUUCCUUCAAGCAGUACUCCACCCGGACCGCCCGGCACGGUUGGAAUUCGCUGCGGACCCAGCGCCAAAACGCGGCCCGAAUUCGACGUGAUGCUGCCAGGCUACGCAACACGUCCGAGAGCAUUGAUCGUGCGUUCAGGAGACAAUUCGGCAGGCAAAUCAAUUUGAUGCAGAUCAAUGCGAAGCGAUAUGAGCGAAAUAAUGAUUUGACCUUGUCGAUUGAGAGGACUGUGGCGGUUUACAAACGGAUCGUUGAAUUGCUACUGAAUUUAAUCACCUGUCCGAUUGACAUAAUUAAUGCGCUCGGAGGUGUUAGUCAAAGCACGGAAAUACCAACGAGCACAACUGAUUUCUCUGGUGAAAUUACAGACGGCGAUGGUGCCGGCGGAGUAGGAGACGUAUACGGUGGUGGGGACUCGGCUUACGCAUAA
Messenger RNA from Topomyia yanbarensis, 843 nucleotides. RefSeq lists its product as uncharacterized. Bases 196 to 843 code for a protein of 215 amino acids. Lineage: Eukaryota; Metazoa; Arthropoda; Insecta; Diptera; Culicidae. The transcript is spliced from 2 exons. The record is from RefSeq and is a predicted model, not a curated record.